AGAUAUAUAUAUUGCCGUCCUGUUUUCCAUCAACCAAUUCCAACCCAAGUUCUUGCUCCCCUUGGUCUACCGGAAAAGGAGAAGCUUUCCCCAAUCUCCGGCCGGCAUUACACCACCAGACCAUCUUGGGCAAUGGCGGAAGGAGGCGUCGUCACCGUCUACGGCAGCAACGCCGUCGCCGACACCAAGAAGAACCCCUUCUCCCUCAAGGUCGGCAUGGCCCAGAUGCUCCGCGGCGGCGCCGUCUUCGAGGUGUCCUCCGUGGAGCAGGCCAAGAUCGCCGAGGAGGCCGGCGCCUGCUCCGUCGUCGUCUCCGAUCCGGCCGGGCCUGCCGGGGGCAUCUCCCGCAUGCCCGAUCCCUCCCUGAUCAAGGACGUCAAGCGCGCCGUCGCGAUCCCGGUCGUCGCGCGGGCCCGGGUCGGGCAUUUCGUGGAGGCCCAGAUUCUGGAGGCCGUCGGGGUCGAUUACAUCGACGAGAGCGAGGCGCUGGCGAUCGCCGACGAGGACAAUUACAUCAACAAGCACAACUUCGGGAGCCCCUUCGUGUGCGGGUGUCGGAAUCUCGGAGAGGCGUUGAGGAGGGUGAGAGAAGGUGCGGCUAUGAUCAGGACGCAGGGCGAUUUGGUCGGAUCUGGGAAUGUGGCCGAGACGGUCAAGAACGUGAGGUCAGUGAUGGGGGAGAUGAGGGUCUUGAACAACAUGGACGAUGAUGAAGUCUUUGCGUUCGCAAAGAAGAUCGGGGCGCCCUACGAUCUCGUGGCGCAGACCAAGCAAAUGGGUCGCCUCCCCGUCGUGCAUUUUGCAGCUGGAGGGAUCGUAACUCCGGCCGACGCGGCGCUGAUGAUGCAAUUGGGGUGCGACGGCGUAUUCGUGGGUUCGGAGGUUUUCGAUUGCUCGGAUCCAUAUAAGCGCGUGCAGGGCAUUGUCCGAGGCGUGAGGCAUUACACGGAUCCUCACGUGUUGGCGGAGACGUCCUGCGGUCUCGAGGACGGAAUGGCGGGGCUCCAUCUUGAUCAGGAGAGGAUCGAACAGUUUGAGGCCAGGGAUGUGUAGUCACUGAGUUUUUCUUGCCAAAAGUAUAUGCCUACUCUGUUACAGAGGUACUGGGCUUUUUACAGAGUCUAAAUGAAUUUGCUGCUCCCUUUUUCUUUCCAUUUUGUAUAAUUCUGCUGCGGAAACAAUUUCGGGUACGGAAUACAUUUGCAUCUUCUUGUUUGACACUGGAUAUGAAUCAAAUUGGGCAAGUACAUUCCUUACCAAUGCCA
Syzygium oleosum is the source of this 1265-nucleotide messenger RNA. Its product is annotated as pyridoxal 5'-phosphate synthase-like subunit PDX1.2. NCBI's taxonomy places the organism in Eukaryota, Viridiplantae, Streptophyta, Magnoliopsida, Myrtales, Myrtaceae. Gene Ontology annotation, biological process: amino acid metabolic process; pyridoxine biosynthetic process; pyridoxal 5'-phosphate biosynthetic process. The coding region runs from base 133 to 1053 and encodes 306 amino acids. The record is from RefSeq and is a predicted model, not a curated record. Gene Ontology annotation, molecular function: amine-lyase activity. The transcript has a single exon.